Bacillus rossius redtenbacheri is the source of this 2339-nucleotide messenger RNA. RefSeq lists its product as uncharacterized. The record is from RefSeq and is a predicted model, not a curated record. Gene Ontology annotation, molecular function: protein dimerization activity. Lineage: Eukaryota; Metazoa; Arthropoda; Insecta; Phasmatodea; Bacillidae. The transcript is spliced from 2 exons. The coding region runs from base 898 to 2145 and encodes 415 amino acids.
GUAAAUAAACCAUAACCUCAAAACUGUGUGCUAUUGUGAUGACUUUUUUUACUUUGUGGUGAUAGUGUUUAUGAAAGCCAGUUGAAAUAAAAGUGUUAAAAAUGGGAAGAAAUAAAAGUAGUGUUUGGAAAGUGUACAACGAAAGAAGUGAUAAAACUGUAGACUGCAAGUAUUGUGGAAAACAUUAUAAAUUUGCAAAUGUCACAAAAAUGUCCGAGCAUAUUGUCAAAUGCUAUAAAUGCCUAGUGGACUUAAAAGACAGUAUUUUAAGAGUUGGGAAGAUAACAUCUCCAGUUAUAAAUGUCACAAACAAUUUAGAGACUGCUUCUGUACCUUCAUCCAUGCAAUCAAACUCAGAUGUAGGCCUAAUUACUGCAACAUUGCCAGCAACAUCAUAUCUGCCGUCAGUAGUACAUACAAUACCUAUUUGGAAUGCUAAAGCUAAACAAAAACAAUUGGAAUGUUUUUGGACCACAUGACUAAUGAAGAGAAUGCACACUUGAAUACGAUGCUUGCAAAAGCUAUAUAUGUUAGUGGGGUAGCCCUUUCAUUAGUUGAACAUCCCUUGUGGAUAGAUUUUUUCAAAGUAGUUAAACUAGCUUAUAAACUUCCCACACGAAAGUCUUUGGCUAUGACACAUUUAGAUGAACAGUAUGUUGAAAUGCAGAAUUACAAAAUGCGAAAAAUCUAAAUCUGCAAUGUGAUGGGUGGAGCAACAUUCGUAAUGAAGGCAUCAUAAAUUUUGUUUUGACUAAACCAGAACCAGUGUUUGUUUAUUUUAUCUGCACAAAAGAAAACAGACACACAAGUGAAUAUCUUGAAAAAGAAAUUUCUUCUGUUAUCGAAAAGUAUGGGCCCGAAAAAUUCCUUGUUGUAAUAGGAGACAAUGCAGCAAAUAUGCAAAAAGCUUUCACAUUAGUGCAACAAAAGUUUGAUUUCAUAAUUCCUUUAGGAUGUUUGGCCCAUACCCUGCAUUUGUUAUGUAAUGAUAUUCUGAAAUGUAAGUCUGCCGGAACAUUUAUGGCAACUGUUGUUGACAUAGUCAAAACAAUAAAAAAUACACAGGUAUUAAAUGCUUUAUUGGAAAAAAUUAAAUCAGAAAGGAAUUGUAACGUAAGUUUGAAGUUUCCGUGUAAAAUUCGCUGGGGGAGUUACCUUCAGUGCCUUGAAAGUCUUCUCGACUGUAAAGAUAGUCAUCAGAUCUUAUCAUUUCACGGAGAAGCAAAAGCAACUCUUACAAAGAAAAUGAAAACACGACUUCUUGAUGAAGCUGUAUUUUGGGUCAGGGUCGAACAAAUUAGCAAUAUUUCAAAACCAAUAGUUUCAUGGAUUACUAUACUAGAAUCCAAUGACUGUAACAUUCACAAGGUUUACAAAGCAUUCAGUGAAAUUGAAAACAAGCUAGUUGACUUACUUCCACAAUCCUCUUUAUCAGCUUCAGAAGAGUCAUGUAUUUUGGUGAAGUUAAAAUCGAGGAAGGCUAACAGUAUACGAACCAUACAUUAUGCUGCUACCCUUUUGGAUCCAUCAACUCAAGGUCACUUUCUGACAAAAGAAGAGCAGGUAGAUGGCAUGGAAUUCAUCCACUCUCUUUGCGUUAACAUGAAAGCUGACGUGGUGAAUGUUAUGAAAGACUUAGCUAAUUAUCGGUCCAAGGAGGACUUGUGGGGUAAGAAAUUCAUAUGGAUAAGUGUGGAAACAAUGAAUCCAGUAACAUGGUGGCGGGGAUUAUGUGGAACCACAGCGUUAUCAAAAGUGGCUGUUCGAAUUUUAACAGCUCCAGUAACAUCUACAGCCACCGAGAGAUCCUUCAGUACAUUCUCAUGGAUUCAUAGCAAGAAAAGGAAUCGCCUCACAACUUCUAGGGCAGGUAAAAUUACCUACUUGUCCCACAACUGGAAGCUAAUGCAAAAGCAGAACUCAUCCCAGGGACAGCAAGAUAACCAGAGGAAAUAUUCCAAAGAUGUAAGCUUAUCUGAAGUCCCAGCAUGCUCUUCCUCUAUGCAAGUAGUACAUGCAGAGAAUCGAAGCUUCAAGCGAAAGUUAAGCAGUAGCAGUUCAAAUGAUGAAGACGAAACUGACUCCGAAGCAUGUGAAGAAGUUACCUACGUUGAGUCAGAUAACGAAACUUCUGAAAAUGAAUAAAUUGCUUCGAACUAUUACCUAUAGUGCACCAUAAUUUGACAUUUCUGCAAGUUACAAAGACAUUACUACCUAUAUUAAAAUUGUUCAUCUCCGUAGUAGGUAGUUUUAGUAAUUAGAUAUAGAUAUUGGUUGAGAUCGUAAAUUCCAGAGUAUUCCUUGUCUUUAGUCAUUUAAUACUGUAUUAAGCCCUACCA